Austrofundulus limnaeus is the source of this 742-nucleotide messenger RNA. RefSeq lists its product as uncharacterized. The record is from RefSeq and is a predicted model, not a curated record. Lineage: Eukaryota; Metazoa; Chordata; Actinopteri; Cyprinodontiformes; Rivulidae.
CGUCGGGCCCGACGGGACCCCCGGUUACCAGCAUGUGGUCCGUCUGUCACGGAGGCUGGUGGAGCUCUGCAGGAAGGGCUACGUCAACAACGCCGAGGCGGAGGAGAUCGUGGGUCUGUGGCAGAACCUCCCUGAGGUGGAUAAGGGGUCCGUAGCGUACCCGUCCCGCUACAAGGACUCCCUGACGAAGGGGAGGUUCAAAAAAAGCAAGACCUACGCUCCUGGCACCGUAGCCCAGCCGGGGGUGGAGAGCAUGAAACGCUGCGUGGUGGGAACGGGGAGCGGUCCCGCCUCCUGGCCCGACGCCAGCCGCCUGGUGGAGGCGGUGUUUAAGGAGCUGUGCGCCAUGUACCCGGGCAGCAGGAGGGUGGAGGGAGUUUUGAUCAGCAAGUGGUCCCUGGUCUUGAAGGACUACAACACCAUCAGGUCUGUGGUAGUGAGCCAUCCAGCCCUCAAGACCAGGACCUCCAUCCAGCUCUUCGCCGUGAACCAGACGACCCUCUCUCAGUGGCACAAGAAGUGGACGGCAGCCAAUGAGAAGACCGUCCUCAUGACUGCCAUUCCUCCACUCCAGGCUCCGAGAGAGGCGGCGGAGUCCCUGCUGCCCGCCAUGGAGCUGCAGCGGCCACAGCCUCCUCCCAGCACCUCCCUGGUGUUCCACAACAUCCGUCCUCUGGAGCCCAGAGACGAGACCGGAGCCUCCCAGCCUCCUCCAGAAUCAAGGCCCUCCAGCUCUGCUUUG